UCUAGAAAAUAGAAUCUGAAUCAUGUCCACCCCAGCGAGGAAGAGGCUGAUGAGGGAUUUCAAGAGGCUCCAGCAGGAUCCUCCUGCGGGCAUUAGCGGUGCCCCUCAAGAAAACCAUGUCUUGCUCUGGAACGCUGUCAUUUUUGGGCCUGAUGAUACUCCUUGGGAUGGAGGAACGUUUAAGUUGACUCUGCAAUUCACAGAGGAUUAUCCCAACAAACCUCCAACAGUCCGCUUUGUCUCACGAAUGUUUCAUCCAAAUAUAUAUGCAGAUGGAAGCAUUUGCUUAGAUAUCUUACAAAAUCAAUGGAGUCCAAUAUAUGAUGUGGCUGCCAUACUUACCUCUAUUCAGUCCCUGCUUUGUGAUCCAAACCCAAACUCACCUGCAAACUCUGAAGCAGCUCGCAUGUUGAGCGAGAAUAAGCGGGAGUACAACCGAAGAGUGCGUGAAAUAGUGGAGCAGAGCUGGACUGCUGACUGAAAACCCUACAAAAGCACCAGCAACCUGUGCUGUAUUGGAAGACAAAAGAGUGGUCUGGCAGUGUGCAUUUUUGUUGUAUUUUCUUUGAGCGAUUCCAUUUCUGCCUUUUAGCAAAAGCUACUUGAAUUUCUUGUUAGCCUCUAUGUUUUCUUAUGAUUGUUUUUUGAUCACCUUGUGUACAAGACAUUAUCAUGUGUAUAGGAAGUCUUGUUUGUUGUUUGUGGUA
This is a messenger RNA of Hevea brasiliensis (rubber tree), 707 nucleotides long. RefSeq names its product ubiquitin-conjugating enzyme E2 2. The coding region runs from base 23 to 481 and encodes 152 amino acids. The record is from RefSeq and is a predicted model, not a curated record. The transcript has 5 exons. NCBI's taxonomy places the organism in Eukaryota, Viridiplantae, Streptophyta, Magnoliopsida, Malpighiales, Euphorbiaceae.